AUAGUCAACCGUAUGUGUAGAAAUACAAAGGACGUGUGCAAAUAGGCACGAAACUAUCUCGAACAGGCUCUCCCCUGUAAACCCGCACGCUGUAAGUUAAGUUUUGCAAGUCAAACAUUAAGCAGUAGUAUGGCAGAGCCGAUGGAAGCGAGCACAUCUGGAGGGCGCGCCGACGGGCGAGGCGCCGAAGAGUUCCGCAAUGUUUUCUUCAAGACGCGAGUGCUCUCACAAGCGAAAGGCUCGGCAUAUGUAGAAUUUGGUACAUGUAAAGCCAUGGUCGGCGUGUUUGGUCCGCGGCAGAGCGAGGUGAAGCUGGGGUUCACGGACACGGGCCGGCUCAACUGCGAGGUGCGGUUCACGUCCUUCGCCGCGGCACGACUCAACAAAACAGAACUGGGCGCCCUGGAGUCGUCUGCGGCGGCGGCGCUGCAGCAGGCGCUGGAGGCGGCGGUGCAGCUGGACAAGUUCCCCAAGUCUGUGUUCGACGUGUCUGCGGUGGUGCUGGAGGGCGGCGGCGGCGACACGGGCGCGCUGGUGUGCGGGGCCAGCCUGGCGCUGGCGGACGCGGGCGUGGAGGGGCUGGACCUGGUGCCGGGCUGCGGGGUGAGCAAGACGGCCGCCGGCGAGCUGCUGCUGGACCCCAGUCCCGAGGAGGCGGCGGCGGAGGAGGCGGGCCUGGUGCUGGCGGUCAUGCCGCAGCUGAACGAGGUGACGCUGCUGUCGGUGCGCGGGCGCUGGGCGGACAGCGAGCUGCAGGCGGGGCUGGAGCUGGCGCUGGGCGGCUGCGGCCAGCUGCGGGCCAGCAUGCGGGAGUGCUUGCUGGCGGCGCUGGCGGAGCCGAGAAUGCCGGCAUGAUGGGGCGGCGGGGAGAGGGAGGGAGCGGGAGGGAGAGGGAAGGGUGGAGGGAAGGAGGGAGGGAAGGAGGGAAGGCGAGAGGCAGGUGGGAGGGGCAUGGGGUUUGGCUGCACACGUGUGCGCAAUGGGGAGGGUGUCGGUGGUGGUGAGGUAAGGGGGGUUGUGGGGCUUGAGCUCUGUGUACGCGCGGUUGCGUGUGAGGGGCCGGGGCUGAGGCGCUGGGACUUGGUAGGGUCGGGCUUGUGUACGGCGCAGGGGAGCGGAGGGGCACCACAGGAGGCGGGGCCGCCCGGGCUGGCGCCCGCCGCGCUUGGCCGGCUGGGAGGCAGAAGCUAGCACCGGAGUAAGACUGGCGGUGGGCGUGGCGGCGGACAAGGGUGCGCUUCUGGCGGUGGAGGUGCAGCUGCGAGGUGCAGGCGGUGGUGGCGGUAGCGGUGGCUGUGGCGCCGUGGCGGUGGUUCGCUGUAGGGGCGUGCAGAUGGCGCUGCCCGCCUCGCCUGCAUGGUGGUGGUUGUGGGAGGGGGGGCCGACGACACGGCAGGUUGGAAGCAGCAACAGGCGCAAGGCUGUGGGCUUCGUGCCGCUGCAACGGCCGCUGAACUGCCGCAAUGUGCGUGGGCGACAAGGCAGCUCGCUCUGCGACAGGCAAUGGGGCGGCCAUUGCAUGCGCAGGGGCGCGCCAGCGGGUUCCUCAGCUCCUCAGAAGUUGGGCCUGUGCUUAAUGAAAGCACCCC
This is a messenger RNA of Chlamydomonas reinhardtii, 1589 nucleotides long. RefSeq lists its product as uncharacterized. The record is from RefSeq and is a predicted model, not a curated record. Bases 274 to 855 code for a protein of 193 amino acids. The transcript has 7 exons. Gene Ontology annotation, biological process: U4 snRNA 3'-end processing; nuclear mRNA surveillance; poly(A)-dependent snoRNA 3'-end processing. Gene Ontology annotation, cellular component: nuclear exosome (RNase complex); nucleolus; cytoplasmic exosome (RNase complex). NCBI's taxonomy places the organism in Eukaryota, Viridiplantae, Chlorophyta, Chlorophyceae, Chlamydomonadales, Chlamydomonadaceae.